CAGUGGUAGACGGGCGCUUCUCUGUCCGCUGCUCACCGGUAAUGUCCCAUCUCAGCACCGGACGGCAUUAUGAGCGGAAGAAAUCCUGCAGUGCUGUUUUUUGAGAAGUUGAAAGGCGAGACAUGUACGGCAGAUAGGCUGCGUCUCGUCUCGUCCAAAAUCAGCCGGCACAGUCAGGACCGGACAUUUUUCACAAAGACAGAGAACAGGAGAGGAGGACGCAACAUGUUUGAAGCCUCAGGAGUGCCACUCAUCCUCCUAGACAUUACCUGUCUUCUCCUAGUUGGACUCCCGUUUUUUAUCCUUACCCCUCAACACAACCCAUUCAAACGAGGUUUUUUCUGUAAUGAUGAGUCCAUCAGAUACCCUCUCAAAGAGGACACCAUAUCCUACCAGCUAUUGGGAGGAGUCAUGAUCCCCUUCACACUGAUUGUGAUCAUCUGUGGCGAGUGCCUUUCAGUCUACUUGUCUCGCAUCAAAAACCAAUCUUUGGGUACAAAAUAUGCAGCUUGUAUAUACAAAGCUGUGGGCAGCUAUGUUUUUGGAGCUGCUGCCAGCCAGUCUUUGACAGACAUAGCCAAGUACUCUAUUGGUCGUCUGCGGCCAAACUUCCUGGCUGUAUGCAAACCAGUCUGGGAUCGCAUCAACUGCAAAGCCGGGGGAUACAUUGAGAACUUCACCUGCACUGGAGACAAGUUCCUGGUAGAUGAGGCCAGACUGUCUUUCUACUCUGGCCAUUCAUCCUUCUCGAUGUACUGCAUGCUGUUCCUCGUACUGUACAUUCACGCCAGACUGACGUCAGAGUGGGUGAGGCUUCUGCGUCCCACUAUCCAGUUCUUCCUUAUCUCAACGGCUGUGUAUGUGGGUCUGUCCCGGGUGUCUGACUACAAACAUCACUGGAGUGACGUCCUUGCUGGCCUCCUUCAGGGGGGUAUAGUAGCUGUUUUCACCGUGUUCUGUGUGUCCAACUUCUUUGAACAGCCAGUUGACCCAGUGGUGUCGCAGGAGGAAGAGGCCUCACACAACAGUUUACAGGAAAACCCUUCCAAUGGGAACCACUAUGGCAGCACUGACUGAAACUGAGGCUUCAUAGCGGAUACUAUAUAAGACUGGCUAUUUCUUUGCAUUCCUUCAACAUGAUUUGCUGCCGGAGCCAACACUGCAGCCUACAGGCAUUAGCUGCUACUUUUUGUGUGAUCAGUAAACUUUGAUUGCAGUAAGAAAAGUGCACUACAGAAGGCAGAACUCUACUGAAGUUUUUGCAAAGUUUUAGGUAAAUCCAACAGUUUGUUAUGAAACGACAGGAUAAAAAUCCUGGAUUUACUUCAGAAAAAGUGGCUCUUUUACAGUGUAAGCUUGUUGGAAAUGUGGUUGCUCAUUUAUAUUGGUCGGAUGUUGCCGUCAUGAAUGAAUGAAAUUCCAUUUGCCCUGAACAUAAUGAGCGUCUGUGUGCUCACUGCAAGCAGGCUUGUAGAGGGCCUGGCACCUGUGAUGAAGAAAACCUGGACUGUCCUUAAACUUAAAGUGGAGACUGAGCUCAGAAAUAAUAUAUUUUAUGUCCAUUUAUUGCCUUAGUCAGAUUGUUGCUGCUGUCUGCUGUUAAAUCCCCUUCCUGGUGUAAUUUCAUGGAAAUGUGAUUUAUUAUGAAUACAAUGCAUUGUCUUUCUUGCUUUUUUUACACUUUGUAUGAAGCUCUGUUUAUGUUUUUGUCCAAUGCUCUGUUGUUUAGAGCAGUACUGGUAAUAAAUUUGACAAACAAGA
This is a messenger RNA of Scomber japonicus (chub mackerel), 1761 nucleotides long. RefSeq names its product phospholipid phosphatase 1-like. The record is from RefSeq and is a predicted model, not a curated record. Gene Ontology annotation, biological process: signal transduction; phospholipid dephosphorylation; phospholipid metabolic process. The coding region runs from base 70 to 1077 and encodes 335 amino acids. The transcript is spliced from 7 exons. NCBI's taxonomy places the organism in Eukaryota, Metazoa, Chordata, Actinopteri, Scombriformes, Scombridae. Gene Ontology annotation, molecular function: phosphatidate phosphatase activity.